Messenger RNA from Sodiomyces alkalinus F11, 2238 nucleotides. RefSeq lists its product as hypothetical. The transcript has 2 exons. NCBI's taxonomy places the organism in Eukaryota, Fungi, Ascomycota, Sordariomycetes, Glomerellales, Plectosphaerellaceae. The record is from RefSeq and is a predicted model, not a curated record. Bases 1 to 2238 code for a protein of 745 amino acids.
AUGGCUUCUCCUUUAACGGAAGCCGCUGCCGACGUCGAAAAUGCCGGUGCAGGCCAGCAGCGCCUGGAGGAUUUCAGCCCCCGGAAUUUCGUAAUGUAUCUGCUGCACAAUGCCCACCACGAGCUCCGCGAGGGCGACACUCUCGUCUUCAUCGACAUGCCCCCCUCUUCUGGCCAGAAGCCCACCGACUGCUUCGGCAUCCCGUGGGCUUCCACGACCGUCCGGGUCUCAUCCCAGAACCUGCGCGCCACGGGGUCCUCCCGGUUCGAGCAGAACCUGAAAGAGUUCGGACUCAGGGCCAGCAAGAAGGCCCAAAGCCGCGGCCUCAAGCCGGACGAUCUCCAAGGCGUCAGGUGGUCCCUCGACCUCACCCCGGACCACGAAGGCGAGGACAUGGUGUUCCAGAUGGCCGCCAUGUCGCUGACCCCCGGCGUCACCCACUGGUGGACGGCCGUCGCCAAGUACGGCGUAUCCCCCAGCGCCGCCUCCGGUCACGACGACGUCUGCACCUGUUGGCAGUCCGAGAAUCCUCCCCCCGGUUCCGCCCAAGGCGACGAAAUAGGCCGGUUAGGCCGUCUUCGGGAUGGUCCAGGAUUAGAACAGUAUCCUCCCUACCGCAUGAUUCCAGACUAUUGCCCCAUUCGACACCGGGUGGCCAUACUUAGGCUGCUGUACCUCAUCGAAGGCAAGCACAUACCCAUCGACUCGGCUCCUCAGAUAUGGACCUUGGUGGCCAUUGCAGAAAUAUUCGACUGUCUUGGCAUAGUGCGUGCUUUUGUUCUCAACUGGCUUCUUCUCUCCGAAGGAAAUUCUGCUUUUAUCGAAGUCCUGCCGGAAGAAAGCCUGCGGCUCGGGGCGACUUUCAAAUUUAUCGACAUGACCAGAGCUGCAUUCCGCAUACUGGUCAACGAGUUUGCAUUGGAAGAAACCGGCGCGAAUGGCGGCAACCCUGCAUCGUCCAAAGUGACACUGUUCGGUCGGAGGCGUCAGAACCUGGAAGACGACUGGAAGAACGCCAUACAGCACGCCGCGCGGGCCAUGGUGGACCGCAUACACUCCCUGGUCGACCUCCUACAGAGCGACCUCCUUUUCGACGAGCUAGACAUGGAUCAGUGGCAACGUCUGAGGGCACUUGAGGCCCUGCUAGAGCCGCACCGGGAAGAUGAUCUUUACCGGGACGCAGUACAACUGGCCAAGUCUCUAUCGACAACACUCGUGGACCACUUCCGAGAGGAAAUCGUGAACGAGUGCUCGGACGGUGCUUUGUCCCAAUACAACACACCCCUCCGCAGGUAUGACGAUGACCGAGCGCUGUACGUAGACCCUCAGGACUUCGUGUCUACCGCAGAUGUUUACCAAAGCUUCAAUCCGGUCCAGAAGGCUCUCUGCCGGGUGUUUUACGACGAAUUCAGGACGAAGUGGCAGGUCCGUCGCUACCAGAUGGCGGGCCUCUUCUCGGAGUCCGCUUCUUCUAUCAACCAUUUCGCGAAGAAAGCUCGUGACUUACACGCGGCUCUGCUGGAACUGGUGGCCGCCCGGCCCGAAUUGCUCCACGACGAUUCCGAGUGGCGAGAAGUCCUCGAGUCCGACAAGUGCGGGAAUGUGACCCCCCCUUUCUUUCGACUGGAUCAAUUCGAGAAACAGGUCACCGAAGCCCUGCAGCCCCUGAUCUUCAGCGCCGCGGCGGCGCAAGCCGACAUCUCGCCUCCCAUCAAGCUCACGCGACACCUGCUCCUCGUCCUCACGGACGACGAGUUCAAGUACCUGCCCCUCUGGGCCGGCGGGAACGACGACGGCACGGGUGCUGUGUUCGAGAACGCCUUGCCCCCGGCCGACUUUGGGCCCGUCGGGCCCGGCCCUUCGUACCGGACGGGGUUCACGGUCCCCUCUGAUGCGACCGACGGCGCCUCGUCUCUGGGCGACGAUUUGCGGUCUCUGGCCUUGGAUGGGCGGAGCACACUCGGACCGGAUAGCUUGGAUCCCCAGGUUGACAGUGCGUCGACGAUUUAUGAUCGGAGGAGAGUGGUUGCCGACGAUGUUUCCAUACACUCCGAGGCCUUCACGGAUGGGACUGCGGAGUAUAAAGAGGCUCAGUUUGAGGUACCGAUCCAUAGGGGGAAGGCCUCCUCUGACGAGGCGACGAAGAAGAAGGCAGACGAUGUGGAUCGGAUGUAUAAUUCGGAUGGCGACGACGAUUAUGAUGAUCAUGAUGAUGAUGAUGGUUUUGUUGCUAUCUGA